This is a messenger RNA of Plectropomus leopardus (leopard coralgrouper), 1703 nucleotides long. It is a transcript of the gene nkx2-3, whose product is annotated as NK2 homeobox 3. The record is from RefSeq and is a predicted model, not a curated record. Gene Ontology annotation, molecular function: DNA-binding transcription factor activity, RNA polymerase II-specific; RNA polymerase II cis-regulatory region sequence-specific DNA binding. Gene Ontology annotation, cellular component: nucleus. NCBI's taxonomy places the organism in Eukaryota, Metazoa, Chordata, Actinopteri, Perciformes, Serranidae. Gene Ontology annotation, biological process: cell differentiation; regulation of transcription by RNA polymerase II.
UGGCUGACCCAGCUCUUUCUCUAGAUAACUGAAUUCAGCCAACCAAACAGGAUCGACCUCUCUCUUUCUCUCUCAGCCCCGCAGCCACAGACAGCCAAAGGAGAGGGAUGUCACAGCUGAAAGAAAACCAGUCCUCCUCCGUCUGCAUUAAAAACAAGCAGCGCGCGACCAUUCUUCACGCUUACGCACGGGGUAUUUACUUCUUUUACGCGCCGUCAGGAGACAAAUCAGACCAAUUUCGGUCCUGUUGACCAUUUGUUAUCUGUCAUCGCUCUCUUGGUGGUAAUAAUGCUCCCCAGUCCGCUCAUAACUUCUUCCACCACGCCUUUCUCUGUGAAGGAUAUUCUCAAGUUAGAGUUGCAGCAACAAUCUCAGCAGCACCAGCUCCAGUUCAUCUCCUGCUUCGGUCUCUCCGGUGCGCUGUCACAACCGGGAGCUUUCCCAAAUAAACCGCUCCGCUCUUAUUCGCCGCCGUCCUGCAUGCUGGCCGGGAGGGACAGUUCAAGUCCCAUCAGCUCCGGCCUUUCGGAGAGCGAGGAGAGGAUGUCGUAUCUCAACACGCUGACGGUUCAGGAGCGGCUGGCGGAGUCUGGUCUGCCGGGAGAGAUGUUUGGCAACCCGGCGGAGAAUCACUCUGCAGAGCUCCGACUGGACACCGAGCAAGAGGAGCAAGACAUUAAGAGCUGCGGUGCGUUGGGGGGUGACUGUGAGGAUCAAGACUCUGAGAAACCCGCCACCAAGCAGCAGAGGACCAGGAGGAAACCCCGGGUCCUCUUCUCGCAGGCUCAGGUCUUUGAGCUGGAGCGGCGCUUCAAGCAGCAGCGCUACCUGUCCGCUCCAGAGAGAGAGCACCUGGCCAGCUCCCUGAAGCUCACCUCCACCCAGGUCAAGAUCUGGUUCCAGAACAGGAGGUACAAAUGCAAGAGGCAGCGGCAGGACAAGACUCUGGAGAUGGCAGGUCAUCACCAUCACCACCACCACCCACCGCCGCCUCCCAGGAGGGUGGCUGUGCCGGUGCUGGUCCGGGACGGGAGACCUUGUCUGGCUGGAUCCCAGAACUACAACACUUCUUACACAGUCGGAGCUCCGAACCCGUACAGCUACAACGGCUAUCCAGCUUACAGCUACAACAACUCGGUGUAUAGCAACACUUACUCCUGUACUUAUUCUAGUCUGCCUGCUCUGCCGCCCAGCAACACCACUGCUAACGCUUUUAUGAACAUGAAUUUGGGAAACCUCGGCGCACAGACGCAAAGCCAGGCACCCCAAGGACCCGUUGUUACACCCUGUCAGGGAGCUCUGCAGGGCAUCCGGGCAUGGUAGCGCAGUCUUUACGCACAGUUAGGAGAGACUUCUCUGGGAUGGGGGUUUGGACUCGAGCAUGUAAAGCUGAUCUGCUAAUGCAACCAAAGCACAAUUAAAAACUCUGUAACACAUUACAGAAAGUAGAGGCCAGCAGGAUGUAACUCAAGGCAGGCCUGUGAGGAAACUCACACCCACUGACUGAGACAGAAACCAUACAGUAUGCGCCUUUUUCUCUGAGCCACGAUGUUAAGAAACGUAUUAAACCUGCUGUUGGAUAUUUGAUUGUCGAAAUAAAUGUUGCCUUUAAGCAAACAUUGUGCGUAAAACGACCUAUUGUUAUUCAAAUUUGAUGUAAUGUGCAACAAAAAUAAAAUGAUUUUAUAUGGAUGUUUUCUUUA